Molecule: messenger RNA, 5613 nt
Organism: Chironomus riparius
Lineage: Eukaryota; Metazoa; Arthropoda; Insecta; Diptera; Chironomidae
Source: the annotation of a GenBank genome assembly
AUUUUUUUCAAGAGAAAAAUAGAAAAAUAAUUAAAAGAAAAAUAUUAUUCUAUUAUUAAAUGAAAGGAUGAGAAUUAGGAGAUAAAUUAAAGCAGUAAAAUCUUCAAAGUGGAUUUCAAUUGGAACCUAUUAAGAUUAUGGAUGAAUUGAGUGUCAAUCGAGGUUUUUCACCACAUUUUAGUCCAUCGAGAAAUCUUAUUGCCAAUACUGAAAAUCAAUCGCAAAAGUCACUGUAUAUACAUUUACCAAAUCAUGGGUUUCGAAUGGUCCGUGUAGAUGAGUCAAACAGCGAUGUUCGACAAAUUAUUAAUAAUCUUGUUGGUUCUAUGACAUGUGUCGUCGGUGUUAAACCAUAUACCCAAUAUUAUGCACUGAGAUUACGACACAUCGUUUCUAAAGAAAUUUUAUGGUUGCCAUUAACAACUCCAACUCGUCAAGUUAUCGAUUACAUUUCAAAUGAAUCAUGCUCGAACAUAAAUUGUCCUAACUUUGCGAGAUCAUCACCAUCAGUGAGUGAUAAAAAUCAGCAUGAAGCAAAAGAAAACGUACCUUUAGGCAAUUCAAAUUGUGUAUGGAAAAUAGAACUGCGAGUGCGAUAUAUUCCAAAGAGUCUCAACGAAUUUCUUGAACGUGAUAAAAUAAGCAUAAACUACUUCUUUAAUCAAGUCAAAGAUGAUUUUGUUCAAUCAAAUAUUUCAAACAUUGAACAAGAUUUAUCUGUACAAUUGUGUUGUCUGGCAAUCAGACACUAUUACAAGGAUGCAAGAUCAUCGAAUGACAGAAAGCAUCAUCUUGACUACAUUGAAAAGGAAAUGGGCUUCUCAAAUUUUCUUCCAAAAGCUGUCAUUGAUAAUAUUAAGCUAAAAAACUUGAAAAAACUAGUUCAGAAUCAGUAUAAAAAGAUUUAUCAACUCUCGGAUACUGAUUAUAUUUUAAAAUAUUUCGAGCUGCUUGCUACUGUCUUUGAUUAUGAUCAUGAGAAAUUUGUUGUGACGCUUGGACAAUGGAAUAUUGGAAUUGAUUUGAUUAUUGGUUAUAAUCUUGGUAUCUCUUACCUUACUCAUUCACAAGCUAAACCGACAAAAGUGACAGAUUUUGAAAAUAUUAUAUCAUUGAAAACAAGCAUUUUACCAAAUCUCCAACAAUCGUCAAUUUCAAGUAGUACGAAUAGCGGAAAAGGCCUACAUACCAGCAAGUCUAAUGAUUCGAAUAUAUCACAAGCAAGUAACUCAACUAUUUGUGGCUGUAAUAGUAUUAAAUCACAAUUACGUAUUCAAGUCGAUGGAAAUAGUGAAGAUUUAGCCAUCACAUGUAAUGGUGUUAAUACAGCAGACGGCAUUGCAGAACUUAUUGAUGGAUACUGUAAAAUUUUUAAUGAUAACAGCAUGAGCUUGUGGGAUAAAACAAAGACGCCAAGCAAUAGUAAUUCAUUGGAAAAGAAGACAACUUUAAAUCAGUUUUUAGCUGAUAAUGGAUGCGCAGAUUUUGACGAAACUCAGGACUACAAUGUUAAUUUGAGAAAAAUACUUCUUAGUGAUGACUAUUCAGAACUUCAUGGAGUUUUGCCGGAUGUUGAAGAAGAAGGAGAUUAUUCAACGCCAACGGCGAGGAAUUAUGAACUGCAGAGGAAUCAAAUUCAAUUGAAUGAUAUUAUCGGACUUGGUCAAUUCGGCGAUGUUUAUGUUGGACAAUGCCAAAUAUUAAGAUCUGCCAAUAAGAAAGAUUCAGCAAAUGUUCGUGAAGACAUAAUUCCAGUUGCAAUCAAAACUUGUAAAGUAGAUGCUGAUUUAAAGACGUCGGAAAAAUUUCUCGAAGAAGCAUAUGUAAUGCAAAAGUUUGAACACCCACAUAUUAUUAGGCUCAUUGGAAUUUGUAGUGACUCGCCUAUAUGGAUUGUUAUGGAACUGGCAAGGCUUGGUGAAUUACGUGCAUAUUUGAAAGAAAAUAUCUCCAAAUUAAAACUUGGCACAUUACUUCUCUACUCUUAUCAACUGUCUACUGCACUUAGUUAUUUAGAAUCUAAAAAAUUUGUGCAUCGAGAUAUUGCUGCAAGAAACGUUCUAGUCUCUUCACCCACUUGUAUAAAACUUGCUGAUUUUGGUUUAAGUCGUUGGGUCGAAGAUCAAUCAUAUUAUACUUCAAGUAAAGGUCUCUUACCAAUUAAGUGGAUGGCACCAGAAAGUAUAAAUUUUCGAAGAUUUACUACUGCUAGUGACGCAUGGAUGUUUGCUGUUUGUACAUGGGAGAUUUUGAUGUAUGGAGUGAAACCAUUUCAGGGCAUAAAGAAUAGUGAGGUGAUAGGAAAAUUGGAGAAUGGUGAACGAUUGGCACUUCCUCCAAACUGCCCACCUAGGCUUUAUUCUUUAAUGUCUCAAUGUUGGAGCUAUGAACCAGCAAAACGUCCUGACUUUAAAAAUAUCAAAGAAAUUAUGAAAGAGAUUCUAUUGGAAGAAAAGGUCAGUGACUCGGAAACAAUGAAGCGCGAAAAUAGAAGGAUAGCUGCAAUGUCUUGGGGAAAUGGUUCCGAUGAUGCACCUCCAAAACCAGCAAGACCAAUGACUGAUUCUACAUCUAAACUUUUUCAGUUAUCAACUAUUGACGAUCAUAAUGAGAACGAGACUAAUCCUCAAAUGACAUAUAUAGUAGCACAAAAUCCUUUAAUUUUGGCUCAAUUAAUGCGCGAAAACGAGAAACGUGGAUUUAAUCCAUCAUCAUACACGACUCCUGCUUCGGUAUUUAACGUUCUUGGCGUAGAAUUUGAUGAGAAAACUACUGAAAAUAAACCAUCGGAAGAAUUUCCUUUAAAAACCGUUCAAAUAUCUGCGAAUGAACUAAAUCCAUUAAAAAAUGAUACAAUUGAUAUCCUUGAACAAUCCCCAUCCCUCCAACAAAUUAAUAAUUCCGAUCCCCUCAUUGAAAUUACUAAUGAAAUCGUUACUUAUUCAUCUACAACAGCUGGCUUGCCUCCACAAGUUCCUGUAACAGAUAGCUCUAAAACGCGAAGUUUGGAAAGAAAUGCAAAUCAAGCAGAAAUUCCAUCAGUUUUUGCUCGAAUAAGCUCUCUAGAAAGGCGUCAACAAGUGCAAGAGAAUUUAAAAAGUAAUCAACAGCGAUCUCAAUCUCUUAUUCGACAAUUUAGUGGCAUACAACAACAACAACCUGAUCCGCAAAAUAUACGUUCAGCUAGUCUAGAGCGAAAUCAGCAUGUUCCAUUUAACUUCAAAGCCACUUAUUCAAAUAGUUUUGAAAAAUUUCAAAACCCCCCACCAUCAUACGCUAAGACUGUGAAGCCUAUGAAAGGUGGAAGCUUAGAGAGAUCACAAGCAAUAAUUAUGAAUGAUUUGAUGCGAAAGUAUUAUGAUCAAAAAGCAGUUUCAGAUGCACAAAAACCAAGAAGUGGUGGGAGUCUUGAAAGAAAUUCACAAUACCAACAGUUUUUAAUAUUACAAAAACAACAGCUACAACAGCAAUUACAUGCUCAACAACAGCAAGUUCAAGCUCAGAAACAAGCUCAAUUACAGCAACAACAAUUUCAACAAGAAGAGUUGAUUGAGGAAAAUAUUUAUGACUUUGGUGGUGUUCAUGUUAAGUCUUGCGCUACAAUUGCAUUGAAAAAGAGCAUUGAGCGCGGAAUGCUUCCUCCAACAGCUCUCCGAACAUUUGAAACUCCUCAAAAUUCUAAUUCUUCUUCUGGUCCAUCAUCUCUUGAAAUUAACCGUCCAUUAACACCACAACAAAGUUUCAAGCAGCCAUGUCCCAGUAUUGCAAGUCGCAUUAUGAUUUUCCAACAAGGUGCAAGCCAGCACAUUCGACCACAGCAGCUUCAAAAUCCUCUCAUGUCCCAAAAACCCUUUCCACAAAAUCCUAAUUUUUUUAUUCCACCUAUGCAAACGGAGCCAGUGCAGCAACUUCAUCAUGUUAACAAAGAUCUCCAAAACUUUAUCGAAACACGCAUGAAGAAACAACAAGAAGAGAGUGAAAGUGAUGCAAAGUGGUUGCGACAACAAGAAGACAAUAUAAAGAAAAGAUUAAGCAUUUCAUCUCUUACUGAGACGUCUAUUGAUAGUAUCAAUGCAUCUGCUCCACCUCCAAAACCAUCAACAUCUGAUCGUACUCCUUUAAGUCCUAAGUUAAAUGUUCAACAAAUAUCACCAGUAAUGUCCUGCUUGACAUCUCCACAGGACACUUUACAGAAUGCCGAGCCUAAAGUAUUGGACAGGCAAAAUGAUCCAAUUUAUAAAUGUACAACUAAUGUUGUACGAGCAGUGAUGACUUUAAGUAGUGGUGUCGAAAAGUCUAAUAUGAGUGAAUAUUUGGAUUUGGUGAAAGAAGUUGGAUUAGAACUAAGAUCACUCCUUGGAACUGUUGAUCAAAUAUCUUCACAGUUCCCACCACAAACUCAUAGGGAAGUUGAAAUGGCACAUAAAGUAUUAUCAAAAGAUAUGAAAGAUCUUGUUGCAUCUAUGCACAGAGCGAUUCAGUAUUGCGAUACAACAUUAGAUGUUGAAUGCAGGAAGAACAUGCUAUCAGCUGCACACAUUCUUGCUAUGGACACAAAAAAUCUUUUAGACGUUUGCGAUUCUAUUCGUGCAAGACAUCCUGACAUUGUUUACCAAAUAACAGAACCGAAAAAUUCUCCUGUUGUCGAAUUGUCACAAUUUCAGCAAUCACCACAGAAACAGUCAAUUCAGCAGCAAGAUAUUCCUGAAGAUUUUUAUGAAAAUGUCGUGAGGACGGAGAAAACUAAAGUAACUGAGCAAAUAUAUUGCAAUCAAAAUUUACCACAUACCGAUAUUGGAAUAUACGAUAAUAGUAGCGUAAUACAAGAGCAGCAGCUAAGAAUAGUAGAAGAGCCACUUAUGUCGCCUAGUACUUCAAAUGGCGUAGAGGCAAAGUGAGAUUAGCCAAAAACAAAACCUUUAAACUUAUUCUAUAAAUUUUCUCUAUAAAAAAAAACUUAUUUGACAACUAGAGAGUGUGAAAUGAUGUCAAGUAUCUAGUAAACGUAAAUAUCAGCUCUAAAGUUAAAAAAGCAGCAUUAGUCAUUAAAUUGAAUAUUGAUUAGAUGUAAAAUCGAUAUCAGCUUCCUAUGAGCUUCGUUCCAUGAUUGCUUCGUAUUGACCAUAUUAAUAGAUACCGAUUUUUCAACAAAAAGUAAUAGAUUUACUAUUGACUAUCAGCGAUUAAUGGAAAAUCUAUCCUGGUAAACAAUUUAUGGUUUUUAUCACUGGUUACACAGCAACUUUUCUACCUUCAUUAAAAAUAAUCUUUAAUCCUAAAACCUCCAUUAAUCGCACAAAUAGAUUUUUCUGUGUUACUUUUAUUCUGAAAGACAAUUUUUUUAUGUUUUUAUACGAAAUGAAAUUAUUGAGCUGUAUCCUAAUCCAAAUGUAAUAAUAUUAUAAAAAGUGCAUAUUAAAUAGACAUUGAUAAAUAUAUACAAAUUUAAAUUAUAAUGUUGAUAUGAUACAGCAAAAGUUUUGAGAUGAAUUAAAAGAAAAUUGCAUUGAUAUUUAAAAGUUUUUUUGCUAUUCAACUUACUUAGUCAGACUUAUUGAUGAUUUGUUUUUUUUUUCCUUCCUAAGUGUCCAUAAUUACAUAAUUUAUUUCCUU